UUGUCUACCUUGUGAUUUUUCUUAGGUUGCUGAGACUGCAAAGAAGUUGAGAAUUCUUGUGAUUUCAGAUGAAGUUUAUGCUCAUCUUACAUUUGGUGACCGACCUUUUGUUUCAAUGGGCGUUUUUGGUUCUAUUACUCCUGUUAUUACUCUUGGUUCUAUAUCAAAGAGGUGGGCGGUGCCUGGUUGGCGAAUGGGCUGGCUUGCAACAUGUGAUCCCAAUGGUAUCUUGAAAAAAACUAAUAUUGUCCAAUGCAUUAAGAGCUAUCUGGAAGUCUCUUGUGAUCCUGCAACCAUCACUCAGGGAGCACUUCCUCACAUUAUAGAGAAAACGAACAAGGAGUUCUUCAGCAAUAUAGUUGAUAUGUUGAGGCAAAUGGCUGAGAUAUGCUAUGAUGCUGUGACGAAGAUCCCCUGCAUUUAUUGCCCUACCAAACCAGAGGCAUCCAUGUUUGUAAUGGUGAAGCUGGAUGUAUCUCAACUCCAAGGCAUAUCAGAUGAUGUUGAUUUCUGCAUUAAGUUGGCCAGGGAAGAAUCAGUAAUCCUGAUGCCAGGGAAAGUUCUUGGGAUUCCUGGAUGGUUACGCAUAGCUUUUGCUGUUUCCCCUCACCUUUUGGAAGAUGGUCUCAGGAGGAUUCAGUCCUUUUGUCAAAGGCACUCAAAGCAUCAAUAAAAGCCCAACUAUAACCAUCACAUUGGUUGGUACAUGGCGAGGAGGGAACUUUCUCUUCUCCAUUUUAGUAGCAGCAAGAUCUCGAUAUAACAAUGAAAUUAUUCUUGAAGCAUCAGGCAUGUGUGGUUCGGAUUUUUAAAAGUGCUGCAUCUACUGGUCCAUAUUUUGUGGAUGUUAGUGGAGCAGAUCUGGAUUGUCUAGUGCUCCAUGCGGAUAUAAGAUGGUGAUUCAUUGUGAAUUUGACGAUCAUAGAUUGCAGGAAUAAAAGGAAAUGGCCAUAUGCAACAAUGCUUCAAUUUAUGAGCUCUCUUGUUAAUGACUCUAUAUAUGAUGUAUUGAAUGGCCUGUACUGUAGCCUCGCUUGAUAGCCUUCCUAAUAUUGUUGCAGUCAGUGUUUAAAACCUGGCGAUCAGUAUAAGGAAUUGCCGGUUUUUGAAACACUACUUAAUUGGUACUCAUUUAUUUAUUGAAUGAAUUAUAAAUCAAUUUGCAUUUUAAGAAUA
Amborella trichopoda is the source of this 1176-nucleotide messenger RNA. The record is from RefSeq and is a predicted model, not a curated record. NCBI's taxonomy places the organism in Eukaryota, Viridiplantae, Streptophyta, Magnoliopsida, Amborellales, Amborellaceae.